AUGGCCUCUUUGUCAAAGCUGAUUCAAGACCUCCAAGAAGAGCUCAUCUGCUCCAUCUGCAGGGAGUAUUUCACAGACCCAAUUACUAUUGAGUGUGGCCACAGUUAUUGCCAGAGUUGCCUCAUCAUCAGCUGCCAGGAAGCCUCAACCCCUUUCUCCUGUCCAGAGUGCAAGAGUGUCUCCCAACUGAGGGAUUUCCAAAUUAAUGUUCAUCUUGGGCAACUGGCAACCAUUGCUCAAAAACUAAGGCCCCAUUGUGUUCAGUACCCUGAAGGAAAUGACAAGUGUGAGAUACAUCAGAAAGUGAAGAAUCUGUUCUGUGAGGAUGACCAUAGCCCAAUCUGUGUGCUCUGUUCUCAAUCCCAGGAGCAUGAGGCUCACAGAUUCUAUAGCAUAAGUGAGGCUGCUGCGAACUUGAGGGAGAAGCUCCAAGGAAGUGUGAUUCAUUUGCAGAAGAAAAAUAAGAAGGUCAUGAGACAGAUGACUUAUGAGAGGUUGAAAUUUAAACAGAUGAAGGAUAUGAAAAGAGUGUUAACCAGGAAUGAUUCUCUACUACAGAAGGAAAUAGAAUUCUUCCAUGUAAAUAUGAAGAUCUAUCCUAUCCCUGGAAUUAUAAAAAGGAUUUUCUGUUUCAAAGAGUACGUCACUCUGGAUUGCAACACGGCUGAUCCAGGUCUCAUCAUAUCUCAGGAUUUGAAGAGUGUUCGAUAUGGAGGUGCCCAAGAGGAAGUGCCUAACAACAGUGGGAGAUUUCUAGAUUUUGCCCAAGUUCUUGCUACUCAAUCCUUCAUUUCAAGGAGAUGCUACUGGGAGGUGGAGGUGCCAAACAACACUGCCUGGUGUGUUGGCAUCUGUAAAAAUUCAAAAGAUCUUCAAGACUUCUUUAUGCUCAUGACUGAACAAAAGAAUGAUUGCUACUAUAUUUAUGCCAUAGCCCAGCACAAUCUUUAUCCUCAAAUCCAUGUAAGAUACCGCCAGAUGACUGUGCCCAACUUAAAGGUUGGCAUUUUCCUUGACUACGAAUGUGGAGAGAUAUCAUUUUAUCAUGUAGAAAAAAGGUAUCUAAUUUAUACUUUCCCUCCUAUUUCCUUCUCAGGAUUGCUCACACCCUUCUUCUGUCUUUCCAAGAAAGUCCUGGAAAGUGAUGGCUCUCUUACAAUCUGUUCCUAAUUGAAAGAGGUUAAGGAAUAGAUUUA
Dromiciops gliroides (monito del monte) is the source of this 1196-nucleotide messenger RNA. Its product is annotated as E3 ubiquitin-protein ligase TRIM11-like. The transcript is spliced from 5 exons. The record is from RefSeq and is a predicted model, not a curated record. NCBI's taxonomy places the organism in Eukaryota, Metazoa, Chordata, Mammalia, Microbiotheria, Microbiotheriidae. Bases 1 to 1170 code for a protein of 389 amino acids. Gene Ontology annotation, molecular function: protein binding; zinc ion binding.